Messenger RNA from Scylla paramamosain (green mud crab), 6890 nucleotides. RefSeq lists its product as uncharacterized. The record is from RefSeq and is a predicted model, not a curated record. Gene Ontology annotation, cellular component: nucleus. NCBI's taxonomy places the organism in Eukaryota, Metazoa, Arthropoda, Malacostraca, Decapoda, Portunidae. The transcript is spliced from 7 exons. The coding region runs from base 697 to 4455 and encodes 1252 amino acids. Gene Ontology annotation, biological process: regulation of gene expression.
CCGCGCUGCUCAGCCAAACAAAGAUACCCACCCGUGAGCACGUAUUAUUUUCAAAAUAUACCUGUAUCACCGCUGUAUUUACGUAGAAUCCCGUAAUGACAGGGCGCAGGACUUCAUAAAGGUGAGACAUCCUGAUAUUAUAACCUUUUGCUUUAAGGACGCGAGGGAAAACACGUUAAGUGGCUAGAGAAGAUCAGUGCAGGAGGAGCAGCGAGAGUGGCGAUCCCGCGGCUACGGAGUGAGGGAAGCAGCAAUCAGCAUCAUCCUAAUACGCCUCCCGCUGCAGCCUCCUUGUGCUCCGCACCUCACGCUGAUCUCAGGGCUGCCAGGUGGUGGAUUUUGCAUCCAUCAGCAGUGCGUGGGGUCCUGGGAUGGGGGAGCCAGGGUGACUGGAGGAGGCUCUUCACCUCAGAGCAUUGUAGAUGCACCUAGUUUGUCUUCAGUGUGGCCUUCCCAGCACUGCCAGUCUUAUGCUUUGAAACUCAACACACUAUGAUAAUGGUGAUCCAAAGCCAUCAUUCAGCACAUAGUGGACCUACCUCAGGCUGAGGCAGGGCUGGCAGUCCUGUCUCUGCUGGGUGGGCCACAGGAGCAGUGGAGCAUAAAACACUUACAGAAGAGGAUUCCCAGGACCCAUAACUGACCUGCCUGAAGGAAGAGCUUAAAGAGAAGCAAGACAAGGAAAUAGUUUAUUUGAUGGCAAGUGAGCCAUUUGAAGGAAGUGCCUCAAUGCUGGAGUCCGUCGGUGGAGGUGGCGGCGGCACCACCAGCAUGGCACUUCCUCCAAACUCCAUGAACAUGAACACAGUGUACAUGGACCACUUGGUGCAGGUGGGGCAGACCGGCCACACCACCUGGUAUGAGUACAACACCUUCAACAACCUGCUGGUCACACCCACCAUGCAGGCACCCCAGAUUGCCAUGCCCCAGCACCAGCACCACACCCCUGAGGUGGUCACCACAGAGCUGCCAAGGCCCAAGCAGCCAACACCACGCUCUAAGCCCAGAACCUCGGCCACAGAACGUAUGUAUUACUGUGAUGUGUGUGGUGCCUCUUUCUCCAACUCCUCCAACCUGAAGUCCCAUGCCAGGAUCCAUUCAGGGGAACGCCCUUACAUAUGUGAGGAGUGUGGUGUGUCAUUUGUACAGAGCUCGAACUUAAAAGCCCACAGGCGAACACACACUGGAGAGAGGCCAUACACAUGCUCUGAGUGUGGCCAGACCUUCUCACGCUCAUCUCACCUGACAGGCCAUAAACGAACUCAUACAGGUGAGAGGCCGUACAUUUGUGGGAUUUGUCAGGACUCAUUUGUCACAAGCACACAUCUGAGAAAUCACAUGCGAAAACAUACUGGGGAGAGACCAUUUGCUUGUCAGAUCUGUGAAGCUGCCUUUGCACAAAAUGCUUCUUUGCAAAUUCACCUUCGUAUUCAUACUGGGGAGAGACCCUAUAAGUGUACUGAUUGUGCUGCUGCUUUCCGCUCUAAAGGGGACCUGAGGAGUCAUCGCAAGCUCCACACUGAUGAGAGACCUUUUUCAUGUCACAGAUGUGGGAAAGUUUUCAAAACCAAUCAAUAUUUACAGAAGCACCUGAAAAAAUGUGGUGCUCCUCCCACUGGUAAGAAGAGAGGACGUCCCCGCAAGAUACUCACAGCAGAUUCUAUGAUCUCCAGUGUGCCCAAGAAAACGUUGAACAAAGCACCCCGAGGCAAAAGUAAGGCCAAGAGCAAGAAGGGACGAUCCAGGGCAAGGCCAACACGAGUCACCCGCCACACAAAGGUUGACGAACAAGGACAGAUCAUCCGAGAGGGAGACUUUGAAGAUGAUUCAAGUGAAGCCACUGAAGAAAUUUUGGCCUCUGAGAAGAUUACCAAUGGGGACAUCUUAGAGGAACCAUCCACCAGCUCAGAACACUUACAGCACCACCAAGAACAACAGAAGCAGCUUAGUGUGGAGGCUCCAACAGCUGACCCACUGGAGCACCACAGAGAGGAAGUGCUUCCAGACCUGAAGAUGUCAAAUGAACAGUUUGAAGACAUCACGAGUAAUGGCAUUGAUCAGGUCACAGACGUUGACCAGACAUUACACAUUGCCCAUGUAGAACACAUUGAACACAUGCCAAUUGAGGCAAUGGAGCGUGUUGUGCAGGCCACUCACUAUUGGAAGGUGCUGACACCCACCCUCUGCAUGGGGUCGGCUCCUGUUUCCGUGCACUGUCUCGUGGUGUGCCGGCAGCACCAACAGAUGAAUGCCACAGUAAUAAGUGUGGCUGAUUACCAUGGCAAUCAAGAAUUAGUGAUGACUUACUCUCAGUGUUGGGUUACAGAAGUUGAGACACAUCUGGCUGAGACCAUGGAUUCCCUGGGGGGUCAGCCAGUGACCCAGACCACUGUUCAGCCCACUGUGUGGUACAAUUACAGCACAUGGGGGGACUUGGUUAACCACCCCAUGCAAGUCCAGGUGGCUGUGCCUACUGUUCAGAUGGUUGCUGCGCCAUCCCAGACACCAUCCCCAGCCCCAGCUGCUGUCCAAACCCCAGUACAGGAACAGAUAUCAGUGAUGGUUGACAUUGGCCAAACAAAGACUGCUAAGAAAACUAAGAAACCUCCACCAGAAAAUCAAGAGAGAAAUUUCCACUGUGAACAGUGUGGUUCAUCAUUCACUAACAGUUCCAACCUGCGCAGUCACAUGCGCAUCCACUCAGGUGUGAGACCCUAUGUUUGUGUGGUGUGUGGCAAGUCCUUCAUCCAGAGCUCCAACCUCAAGGCACACAAGCGGGUGCACACGGGGGAGCGGCCGUACCAGUGCUCUGAGUGUGGCCAGACAUUUUCUCGAUCGUCCCACUUGGUUGGCCACAAGCGCACACACACAGGUGAGAGGCCUUACAUCUGCGGCAUAUGUGGUGAAGCCUUCUUCACCUCAUCCCACUUAAGAAACCACGUUCGCCGUCACACUGGGGAGAAGCCUUAUGUGUGCCAGUACUGUGGGGACUCCUUCGGGCAGAGUGUUGAGCUGCGGGUCCAUGUCCGGCACCACACAGGAGAGAAGCCAUUCAAUUGCCGGGAGUGCGAGACGGCCUUCGUGUCCGCCCGUGAACUUAAGGCUCACCGCAAGACUCACCACCUGGGAUCCAAGCCGUUCAAGUGUGAGCAGUGUGACAGGUGUUUCCGCACUCCAACCUUCCUGAGCAAGCACCAGGUGAGGUGUAAAGGCCCUAGACCAAAGAGGCCCAAGGGAAGGCCACGCAAAUAUCCCAGGCUAGAUGGAGAGGAACCUCCUUGGAAGAAGCCAAAGAAACGGAAAAAUAAGCGACCUGCUGCGCCAACUGACAGAGUCUCUCGUUCCACCACAAGAGCAAUACGCAAUGCUCAGAUGAAGAAAGAGGCAGACGACUCGAACAAUGAGGAAGGCUCACACAAGCUCAAAGAUGAAAGAAAAAUUGAAUCUCAGGAAGAAACUCCUCUGGUUCAAGAAGACACAGUGGCUGUAAAUCUAGGAGACAUUGGCAGUAUGAAAGCUGAAGAGCUAGUAUCAGAGGAGCAGAUGUCACAGCUCCCAAUGGUUCCUGUAGUACAAGUAAUAUUAGAUAAUCUUGGCCAGGGAGGUGACAGCCUUGACCACACACAGCAGGAGACCAUCAUGUUGCAGCCUACGUCAUCAGGCAUGCAGACUAUCCAAGUGCCAGGUGGCCAGAACCAGCAGCAGAUUGGUGUGAUAGACCUCUCAGGCCAGCACCUGCAUCAGGAUGACCAGCAGCCCGUGGACACCAUUCCUCACGGCCUGACAAUGGUUACAUCACACUUGCCAAUAACAUCAAAUGAUCACCAGCACCUUCCUGUCAUUUCUGCCCACCAGGUGGUCUCAGGUCACCAGCAGUCACCAGCAGUGUCAGCCCACCACCAUUCCUCCCAGCAGCAGCUACCUGUUGUCAGUGCCCACCAGCAUCAGCCACUGUCUGUUGUGGCAGCUCACCAGCAGAUACCUGGCAUAACAGCACACAAGCAGGGUCUGAGCAGUCACCAGUUGCCUGCUGUUACAGCUCACCAGCAAGCCAUCAACUCUCACCAGCAAUUGCCAGUUGUGUCAGCUCACCAGCAAACGCUCAAUGCCCACCAACAAGUCCUCGUUGUAUCAGCUCAUCGCCAGACUGCUGGAAAUCACCAGCAAGUGCCUGUUGUUUCUGCCCACCAGCAGAAUACCAGCACUCACCAACAGACAGCUGUAACAGCCCACCAGACAGUGCCAGUAUUAGCAGCACACCAGCAAGGUCUUGUUGUGUCAGCCCACCAAGUGCCUGUUGCAUCCACCUCCAAAGAGGAAGGUAUAGACACAAGUUCCCAGGUCAUAUAUGGGUCUGGACAGCCUUAUGUGGUGGACCUCUCAAGCCCAGCCCUCACUACCCAAGUCCCCUUAGUGAACCAAGUUGUGACAUCACCCCAGUUCACCAGACCAUAGCACAACACUCUAGACUCACCUCACCAAACUGUGUGCGUUUCCCUUCUGUCUCGUUAGUGAUACAUCUUGGCAUUAUUAUCUGGAUUUAGAGUAUUAUCAUAUUGGUAUGUGCUGCUGUAAUUUUCACAUUCACCUGGAGAUACAGAGCUAAGUUAAGAUUCUUUGUGCCAGUGGUGUAGGGGUGGGCAGCUGCCACACCAGUGCAAGGAUUCCCCUUUGGAGGACUGAAGUGCCAAAUUGGAUAACAUUACUGGCGGUGGUUUUGUACAAGUUUAAAUAUAUAGUGAUAACUGUUGAUAUGUGCAUGGCAAUUUGAGAGUAGCACAAAUCUUAUAUAUAAAUCUAUAUAUAUAUAUCAUUUGAAAUGCACAUAAAGCUGAAUUUAUGCACUUUAUAAGUAAUAGUCUUUACCAGGAACUCAGAGAUGAGAUAAUGUAGUUUUCAGAGUUCAUAAGGUAAUUACCUGUUAUAUAAAUGCUGGAUCACAUGACAUAUUAUGUUAAUAUGCUUUGUUCCUGCAACAUUCACUUCUCACAGUGGUAGAGAUUUGUGUGUGGUUGAAACAAUCCAUGCAGUAGUGUGGGCUGCAUUCAUGACACUAUCAGUACUAUGCAAUUUGAAUAUGCUGUGGACAUCAGAAUAGUAGUGGAGGUGGAAGCCAUCACACUACACUUGGCAGCACUGGGGAGGAUAAGGCAGUGGUGUGGUAAAGCAGUGGCAUCUCACAAGUGUCUUACUGUUCCUGUGGGUGAGAUCCUUUGAGGAGUACAUUGCUUUCCACUAAAAGUUAUGAUCUCAUGAUGUUACUUGUACUCACUAUUAGAAUGAACUGACAAUACAUCCUCACACAUCAGACCUAACUCUUACCAUCAACAUUAUGUCCCACUGGGCAACAGAACAUCACAUGAAUUUUCUGUGCACUUCUUCACACUUCACCUCACCUGCACAUGGUUUUAUCCCAGUAUUAUAUAACAUUUCAGAUAACAUUACAUUGUAAGCAUCUUCAGCCUGCAUGAUUCUCUCACAGGACAAAGGACACACCCACACCCCAUUGUUAGGGGGAUGGGUAAGCCAGAUAACACGCUGGCUCAGGCCACCAUGUAAGAGAGCCUACAAAAUGAAAGGAGACAAAACCUAAAUUGUAUUUGCCCAUCCAGGGAUUGUGAUCUAGAUACUCUUGAGUGCACUGAUCCCUACAGAACACCACAUACCAACACAAUGCACAAACAAAACACCUUCCACAACACAUUUCUCUCCUGCAGCCUCCCUUUAGGUGUUGCCAAGGUCACCACAGUCUUCAGGCAGUAUUUCUUGCAUAAAAAUGUUCAUGAAGGCAGUUAUGAUAUACUGAGUUUAUUUGUAGGAUAUAUGCAAAGAAUAUGCUCAUGUUCUUUGAGGCUAUAAGAUAAUGAAAUUUAUUUUAUUUGUUAUUCUUAAUAAGACAUUCUAAGAAUAUGCAGAUACUGUACUAAUCUUGUGUAUUCGAGGCUCUAUAAAGUAAUGAAAUAUAGUUUACUUUGAAUUAAAUAUUAUUGAAAUUUUUAUCUAUAUACAUAAAUGGAAAUAUGCCUUAGAAUUUUAUGUUAAAUUUGAUAUAUACUUUUUUUUUUCCUUUUUCUUCAUAGAUAUAUUGCAGCAUCCAUGUGAGUGUUUUUAGAUAAUUUAAAGUGGUUGUACUGUAGUACAUUGUGCAUUUCUUUCACAAAACUGCCAUUUCUUUGUAGUGCAGUCCUUCAUCACUGACUUGGCUGAACUCUUGUUGGAGAAAGUAAUGUGACCUUUUGAUGAGAAAGUUAAAAAAGAAAAAGUAGAUUCAUACAUAGUCUCUGUAGUGUUGCCUCCACUUGGACAGCACUUUUGGCAUUUUUGUCACUGAAAGACAAGUAGCUCCAAGUAACUCCAGCAAGGCCUUCACUAAGUCAUUGUCAAAAGAAUACACUGUGAAGGAGCAACAGUUCUGUUAAGGAAGCUGCCCACAUGUAAUGCCAGUCUAAGUAAGCUAAUGUAAUAAAAGUGAGGAUGAUGAAAUGUGUGAGAGACGUAGGUAGAAAUCAUAGUAAUGUGGAAUAUAUAUUUUUGAAAUCUGAAGAACUUCCAUAUAUUUGCAAGUCAGUAUUGUCUCAUUUUACAGAGUAAUGGUUAAGUGAAGUGUAUUCUUUCAUAAUAUACUGUACUGCGUAUGACAUAAUCACAUAAUUUAGCUUGUAAAGAUUGAAAGUAUUUUUAAGGUUCAACAUCCAUACUUUGGUACACACACACACACACAGAGUAAGUACACUUGUUCAAAAAUAUAAGUAUAUACAUAGUAUGCCUAAAUUGUAUGUAUGUUGAUAUGUUUUUUACAUGUAUAUUCAUACAUAUUUCAUGAAAUUUUAUACACUGGCAUAGUUGUAAAUGCCAAAUUGUGCAGGAUUUUAAAAGAGCUAAGAAGUAUA